GCCAACCUUGACAAUCUCCUUCCCUCUUCCCUGGAUCCGGUUCCACUCAGGAAAUUUGAGGUGUAAAUCAGGAUGCCCCUCCCAGUGUAACGGGGAGAAUACUGCGCCGUGGGAGGUGCUGCUUCAAGGCUGUACGUUGAACGAGGUAAUACAGACCUUGGGGUGACGUCCUUCUUCACAGAAUGGAGGCCGCCACUGGCAAUGUCCCCUCUUCCUGUGACUGCUUCGUUGCACUCCCACCGGCCACCGAAGGGAAAGAAGUGAUUUUUGGGAAAAACUCGGACAGACCACGGGAGGAAGUCCAGGAAGUGGUCUACUUUCCUGCAGCUGAACAUGCAAAGGACUCCAAGGUAGAGUGCACGUACAUUGAAAUCGAUCAGGUGGAGAAGACGCACGCAGUGAUUCUCAGCCGCCCAGCCUGGCUAUGGGGAGCAGAGAUGGGCGCCAACAAGCAUGGCGUCUGUAUAGGCAAUGAGGCCGUGUGGACCAUAGAACCUCUAGAAGAGAAGGAAGCACUGCUUGGAAUGGACCUUGUCAGGCUUGGGCUGGAGAGAGGUUCCACUGCCAAGCAAGCACUGGACGUCAUUACUUCCCUGGUGGAGCUCCAUGGCCAGGGAGGGAACUGCAAGGAGUCCCAGGAAGCAUUCAGCUACUACAAUACGUUUCUAAUCGUGGACCGAGGGGAGGCCUGGGUGCUGGAGACGUCUGGGAGAUACUGGGCCGCUCAGCAAAUUACAGAAGGUGCCAAAAAUAUCUCCAAUCAGCUGACCAUCACCACGGAAAUCAACGCGGAGCAUCCCGACCUUCGGAAUUAUGCCCAGGGUCAGGGAUGGUGGGACGGCGAGAGGGAGUUCAACUUCUCCCAGGUUUUCUCUCUGGCCAACCCGCCAGCGAGGAUGGAGGCGGCAAAGGCUCGUUACUCUGGAGGCUGCGAGCUGCUUCACAAGCAAGAAGGUAGCAUUAAUGCAGAGACUAUCAUGGACAUCCUACGCAAUAAGGAGACUGGGAUCUGCAUGGACUCUGGAGCAUUCUGUACCACGGGCAGCAUGGUGUCCAUCCUGCCCCAAGACGAUGACUUGCCUUGCGUGCAUUUCUUUACAGCAACCCCUGACCCAUCAAGAUCCGUCUUCAAGCCCUUUAUCUUCAUUGAUGAUGUGACACCCGUUCCUAUGGUGAUUUCUCCGUAUUAUGGGGAUGAGGAUCCUGUCCGGAAGCAUCCUCGGUUCCAGAGCAGUCGGGAUCGUCGGCAUGAGUUGUACAAGGCACAUCAGCAUGCCAAAGCCACCAUGGAGAGUGGGCAGGAGCAGGGUGAGAAGUUACACCAGACUAUGCAGAGCCUUGAGAGGCAGGGCCUGCAAGCUAUCAAGAGCAUGUUGACCAGUGGAGGGUCCUUUGACCCAGAAGAGAUGGCAGAUUUGUUCUUCGACUGUGUUGACACGGAGAUCAAGUUUUAUAAAUAGACCACCCCCCUCCCUUCUGAGGUGUCACUUCGCAACUCCUACCAUAUUGAUAACUGCCAGACUGAUGACCUGCAGAAGCAAAGGGAAUGGGUGCCUUCCUUGGAGCCAUUAGUGUCUGUAGAUCACGCGCGCGCGCGCACACACACACACACACACACACACACACACACACACACACACACACACACACACACACACACACAGUCACAUGCCCAAUGAAUUCACUGUUGUAUUGAUUGUUAUCUGAGCCAAUAUUGCCAUUUGCUGCUGCUAUUCUUAAGAGAUUGCCUGUGAGCCGACUGGUGGCCAACCUGUCUGAAGUAUUCAACGGUGAGCUAACUUAUGUAGCGUUGAUUUAAUUUCUCCUACCCCUUCAGUUUUACCUGUUUCAAUGUCCUUCUGAUGCCCCAUUACUGGGAAUGAUUCGACAUACAGUUAAAUGAUAAAAUUAUGUAGCAUUUACUUUAUUUCCAGUUUAAAGGGACCUUGUAUCAUGGAGAAAAUCAUGUACAUUUUCAGAAUUAAUUAAAAGGAAAGCAUAAUCUACUAAAUUGCUGCAUAAUCCUGUUUAUUUUAAAAAUAUAUAUUUACUGGCGUCUCUCUGUCUGUGGUCUGAGGGAUGAAAUUUCUAGUACAUUUAUAUUUUACCUUGUAAUUAAAGACCGCCACCAAGAAGAAAAAAAAACAUUUCCAUGACUUCAGAGAUGCAUUUGUAGCUAGAGUUUGGUGAGAAACACCAGGUAGUUUGAACCGAGUCUGUCCGAGUGGGCAGUGAUGGGUGGUGGGGACGCUUGGAGAUUUUUGGGGAGAGUUUUCCCCACUGCAGAGGCAGGAGAAAAUGAUUUGCCAAUCAUUCCCAAGUUUUGUCCCAUCGCUACUUCCCAUCAUGAUGACAUAGUGUUGACAUUGGAGGUUUUGGAGCAUCCAGGGUGGCACGGAGGAGCUGCUGCCUCACAGCGCCAGAGACCCAGGUUUGAUCCUGAUCUCCAGUGCUGUCAUUGUGGAAUUUGUACCUUCUCCCAGUGGCUGCAUGGGUUUUAUCCGGGUGCUGUAGUUUCCACAUUCCAAAGACAAGCGGAUUUAUAGGUAGACCAAAAUGCUUGAUUAACUCAGCGGGACAGGCAGCAUCUCUGGGGAGAAGGAAUGGGCGACGUUUCGGGUCGAGACCCUCUUCAGACCCCUCUCCGGUGGGUUUAUAGGUUAAUUGGCUUCGGUAAAUUGUCCCUCAUAUGUAGGACAUAGAACUGGUGAACAGGUGAUCGAUGGUCAGCGUGGACUCAGUGGGCCGAAGGGCCUGUUUCCAUGCUGGAUCAUUAAACCAAACUGAUUAUCUUGAUGCUUGAAAGUUUAUCAUAUCAACACAGAAUAUUAAAUUUAUUGAUCCUCAAAUUGAAAACUGUGAUGCAGAAACAAUACUUGAAAUGAUUUUCAUGGAAUUUUAGUUUGUUGUGCUCUUUAAAAUGAAAUGAUGUUGUAUUUUCUUGCUUCCACCCUUCAUUACACUUUCUCAUCCAAUCUGGUUUUAUACGUCCAAUGUAUGAGCAACCCAUAUGAAGAAUAUAAUUUCAUCUUUCCUCAUGAAUGUAUCAACUUUCAUCUGCUAUCUGAGCUUUUUAGCGCAGUGGGUUUAUACUGGACUGAUAUGGUUUGAAUUGCAAGUUAAUACACAGACUAACGGGUAGCAAAUCUCCAAAUGUCUGCUUCAAACUAAUGUUUGAGCCAAUGAUUUCAAGGGAUAGCAGUAUGGACCAGAUGUGGGUACAUGUUCAGUUUAGGUACAUGUUCAGGUUAUUCUGUAGUCUUCAAUAUUGUGAGCAAUUCUGGUGAAUACAUUUCCAUUUAUGCCUUUCUGAAUGUGAAAUAAAGAAAUGUGUGAUCU
Molecule: messenger RNA, 3339 nt
Organism: Leucoraja erinaceus (little skate)
Lineage: Eukaryota; Metazoa; Chordata; Chondrichthyes; Rajiformes; Rajidae
Gene: scrn2
Product: secernin 2
Exons: 9
Coding region: 183-1460 (425 amino acids)
Biological process (GO): proteolysis
Molecular function (GO): dipeptidase activity; cysteine-type exopeptidase activity
Source: RefSeq, a predicted model, not a curated record